This is a messenger RNA of Ooceraea biroi (clonal raider ant), 3107 nucleotides long. RefSeq names its product nicotinic acetylcholine receptor beta2 (gene nAChRbeta2). The record is from RefSeq and is a predicted model, not a curated record. NCBI's taxonomy places the organism in Eukaryota, Metazoa, Arthropoda, Insecta, Hymenoptera, Formicidae. Gene Ontology annotation, biological process: monoatomic ion transmembrane transport. Gene Ontology annotation, cellular component: postsynaptic membrane. Gene Ontology annotation, molecular function: acetylcholine-gated monoatomic cation-selective channel activity; transmembrane signaling receptor activity.
GUGAGUAUCAUGGCGGCAACUUUCGAUAUCGAUCGUCGACCAGUGGGAUGCUGGUCGCUCGACGUUUCGCCGACCGCACAUCACCGUUCAGCACGCUGAAUAUUUUGUUAUCAUCUCCCAUCUUUUUUUAAGUUUCUCCUACUAUUAUGUAUAAUUAAACAGAACUUAUACUGCCAAGGUACAUGUGCCAAAGAGUAAGAAUUCGUCAUAGGGAGUGUCCGCGAGUGUUCUACUUUCGCAUGCAUUUGUAAACAGCGUCGAAGAUGCGGAUACCGGUGCUCACGAUAUUGCUCAAUGUCUUCAGCUUCACUUACGGGAGUAAAGUGUACGAGGCGAAUCCUGACACAAAGAGACUGUACGAUGAUCUCCUCUCUAAUUAUAACAGAUUGAUACGUCCAGUUAUUAAUAAUACAGAAACCUUAACGGUUUGGUUGGGACUAAAGCUGUCACAAUUAAUAGAGAUGAAUCUGAAGAAUCAAGUGAUGACAACAAAUGUCUGGGUAGAACAGAAAUGGUUCGACUACAAAUUACAAUGGGAUCCACAGGAGUAUGGUGGUGUAGAAAUGUUAUACGUGCCUUCCGAAAACAUAUGGCUUCCGGAUAUUGUGCUAUACAACAACGCUGACGGAAAUUACGAAGUAACAUUGAUGACAAAAGCCACUUUGAAAUAUACUGGUGAAGUGUCCUGGAAACCGCCAGCUAUUUACAAGUCAUCCUGUGAGAUCAAUGUGGAGUAUUUCCCGUUCGACGAGCAAUCAUGCAUUAUGAAAUUCGGCUCAUGGACGUACAACGGUGCUCAGGUAGAUUUGAAGCAUAUGAAACAAGAGCCCGGCAGCAACCUCGUUGCGAUCGGCAUAGAUCUCACUGAUUUUUAUUUAUCAGUGGAAUGGGACAUUCUGGAAGUACCAGCAGCACGUAACGAAGAAUAUUAUCCAUGCUGCGAGGAACCUUACUCAGAUAUAACAUUUAAUAUUACAAUGAGAAGAAAAACUCUGUUUUAUACUGUCAAUCUUAUCAUUCCUUGUGUUGGCAUCACGUUUUUAACGGUAUUAGUUUUCUACUUGCCCAGCGAUUCCGGUGAAAAGGUAUCAUUAUGUUCCUCCAUUCUCCUCUCGUUGACGGUGUUCUUCUUGCUGUUAGCCGAAAUUAUUCCACCGACAUCAUUGGCUAUACCUUUGCUAGGAAAAUAUUUGUUGUUCACCAUGAUUUUAGUUACUCUGUCCAUUUGGAUCACCGUCUGCGUCUUAAAUGUACACUUUCGAUCACCUUCCACUCAUAAUAUGUCACCGUGGGUAAGACAAGUGUUUCUCAAUUGGAUGCCGAGAGUAUUAAUGAUGCGUCGCACUCCAUAUUCUACCCCGGAAUACGAUGAUACUUAUAUGAAUAGUGCAUACAUCAACGAAAUAGAUUACAGUGUAAGUGGUUACCCUUUGGAGCUAAAAGGCAGCCCAGAUGCAUUCGAAAGCGUCACUUCUACGUACAAAAGUAUUAGAGAUGACGAUGCGCGACACAUACCGCAUGCAUCAGUUACUGACAGCGAAAAUACGAUACCAAGACUAUCUCCAGAUGUGAUAUCAGCUCUCAAAGGGGUACGUUUCAUUGCUCAACAUAUAAAGGAUGCCGAUAAGGAUAAUGAGGUCAUAGAAGAUUGGAAAUUCGUAGCUAUGGUAUUGGACAGAUUUUUUCUUUGGGUAUUUACAUUCGCGUGUAUCGGCGGUACGCUGGGUAUAAUAUUUCAAGCGCCCAGUCUGUAUGAUACGCGAGUACCUGUGGACCAACGACUCUCCGGUAUAUCAUUGCGCAAUUACAUGUAUCCUCCCCCGAACGGAACUUUUGAUGAGGAGUAACUAUUAAGGCACGUGUAAGAUAAUUCGCGUGUGAAGAACAAUGGUACAUUAUGUCGUGCAUAUUCUGCUGAAAUACAUUUGGUAUCCCUUCGUUCGACAUCUAUCAUCUCUUCACGAAGAUGUUCUUAUUCUCAUUCAUAUAUUUUAAUCAAAAUUCUAAAAGGAGAUAUUGAAUAUCUGCUGCAAUGUUUCUUCAUGAAUUAGGACAAGUAAUUUAUUACAAUAUUGUUAGAUAAAUAAAUCAUUUAAUUAGAGAAAGAGAAAAUCGAAAAUAUCUAUACAUCUCAAAAUUACGCAAUAAUUAAUUAAGCAAUCAUUCACACGCACAAACAGAAACAUAUAUUUCUUUCUAGCUGAAAAUUUCCAAUUGCGUGACAAUGGUUAUAAACACGUAAAUGUUAGACAAAGAUUACGGAUUGUAUUAUUGUUUCAGUGAUUUCUCAAAGCAUUUGAUCUCUAUAUAUCUAUAUUAUAUUAUAUUAUAUUAUAUAUCAUACAGAGAUCUAUAAUUAUAUUAGAUGAUGCAAAAAAUAUAUUUCCCUCCCUCCCCCCCGCCAUUAUAUGUCGAAAUAAAUUAUUUUACAUUAACCUGUACAUAUGUAGAUUGAUGUAGAUUAAAUUCCUGAAAUGUAACGAUUUUCAUCGAUUUGUAAGAAUUAAUAAUCAUAAGUGGUGUCACAAUAUCGAAAUUAUAAAUCAUUAAGAUAUUUGUUUCUAUAUUUUGUUGGAAAUAAUCACUCGCUGGUACCGAAUAGCUAGUAAAAAAAGAGCUUUCGACAUUUUAUUUAUUUACAUUAUCAAGUAUGAGCAAUAGAGGUCAAUUUAUUUCGACAUAUGCAAAGAAAAAAUUCGCACGAUUCAUGUUUCAAUGUAGUCGAUAGGAGACCCGAGAGCCUUAAUCGUGAAUAAAAUAAACGUUAAACAAGCCAAUCCAACAUAUUUUCCAUGGGUUAAAUAAAUUGAAAUAAGAGUCACAUUGUAAAUGAUUCAAAUUUGGCAGCUCGUACAUGAUUUUACAUCCACGUUGACAGGACAUUUAUUAUCAUAAAAACGGAACGGUAACUUUUAUUUUCAUUCGGAGCACACAUUACACGACCAAGCAUUUUCAAAAUAGCCCAAAAAAACUGUAGUAAAAUACUUAUCUCAGUCAGAUCAGACUCAGAAUUUUAAUAAUGAGUCUGGUUUAUCAAGUGAGAUCAGAAACACAAGUUGUAUCUGUUUCGAGGAAUGCAAUGUUAUUAAAAUUACAAGAAAUACAAA